AGAGCCGAAUGAUUUUGGAUGGAAUAUCGAGUGAUGAAUAUUCACCAAUGGUCGAGGCGGAUCCAUGGGAUUUGGAUCAGCUGCUCAGUGGUGAACAGAUAACCUCUCGCCCAAUGGCAACAUGGAAAACCUACGCCCGGAUAAUCCUCGCUCACGUCAGUCUUAUUGUCUUGUCGGUUGUCUAUGUUGGAUUUGGAGCGUUUCUCUUCUAUCAGUUGGAGCAACCGAAUGAAGUUGAAGUUCGAGCUAGGAAUAUCGAAAGGUUCAAUAUUCACAAACGACAAAUGAUUGAACAUUUAUGGGAGAUGAGGGAAAGCGGUAUUGGACAACACGUGGUGGAGGAUCUGGCUGUAAAAUACGUAGACAACGUCACUCGCAUUCUUUUCGAGGCAUUUGACACCCAUUGUAUAGGAGCUAAGCAUCUGAGACCCGGCGGAGAGGAUGAAGACUACAAUUGGACCUACAUGACAGCUUUAUUUUUCACUACAACUCUCCUCACGACUAUUGGUUACGGUAACUUGACCCCAGUAACCGGAAGAGGAAAAUUGCUCUGCAUCCUAUACGCACUUUUCGGUGUCCCACUGAUCCUUAUAACUGUUGCCGAUAUCGGAAAGUUUUUAUCUGAAAAUAUUGUUCAAUUGUAUACUUGGUACCGAAAGCUUCGGGAAAAGUGCUCAAAACAAAAAUACAGUGUCAUUUCCAGUAAGGACGAUAAGAAUAAGGAAGGGGACCUGAAUCUGGAUCAUUUGGAAAACUACAUCUCGAUUCCUAUAUUCCUAAUUGUGGCGAUACUACUCAGCUACAUAACAUUUGGAGCAGUUGUUCUGAGUAUGUGGGAAGGAUGGGAUUUCUUCUCUGGAUUCUACUUUAGCUUUAUUACAAUGACGACUGUCGGAUUUGGUGAUAUAGUACCAUUGAAACGGGAAUAUUAUAUUUUAGACUUAUGCUAUAUUAUUAUUGGAUUAUCGAUUACCACGAUGUGUAUCGAUUUGGUUGGAAUUCAGUAUAUUCGGAAAAUGCAUUACUUCGGAAGAGCUAUUAAGGACGCCCGAUUUGCUUUGGUAAACGUCGGCGGGAAGAUGGUUCACGUGCCGGAUUUAAUGAGAUAUGCGAGUGUUCUACAACAAAAGUAUGGCCAAAAGAAGACCCAUGACACAAUAAUUGUCAAGGGAGCUUAUGCUCCAAAGGAUCUGAGCAAAAUACGAUUUAUCGAUUUUGGAGCAUUGGCCUCAAUUGAAAGUUGGCAAUCGCUAUGGUCAAUUCUCACUGGAAGAACUCAAGAAGUUCAUGUUUAACUUAUUUUUAGAUUAAUUGUGUUUGUUUUUUUUUUGUUUUAACGGGUGUUUUUUAAUUAAUUUUUUAACAUGAAAAUAAAUCUAAAUUUUUCAAUUUAAUAAAUACAUAAAGUAUUUUCAAAGUUCAAA
Caenorhabditis elegans is the source of this 1424-nucleotide messenger RNA. RefSeq names its product Potassium channel domain-containing protein (gene twk-40). Gene Ontology annotation, molecular function: potassium channel activity. The record is from RefSeq and is marked reviewed. Gene Ontology annotation, cellular component: membrane. Bases 48 to 1295 code for a protein of 415 amino acids. Gene Ontology annotation, biological process: potassium ion transmembrane transport. The transcript has 9 exons. NCBI's taxonomy places the organism in Eukaryota, Metazoa, Nematoda, Chromadorea, Rhabditida, Rhabditidae.